This is a messenger RNA of Cantharellus anzutake, 836 nucleotides long. RefSeq lists its product as uncharacterized. Bases 249 to 719 code for a protein of 156 amino acids. The record is from RefSeq and is a predicted model, not a curated record. The transcript has a single exon. NCBI's taxonomy places the organism in Eukaryota, Fungi, Basidiomycota, Agaricomycetes, Cantharellales, Hydnaceae.
UACAAUUUUUGGAGUAUGCUCAGUUUUUUACUUUGAGACUGAGGUGAUACCCUUUUCUUCAUGCUUUGUGUUCGUUCAUAUAACUUACUGUACUUGAUUGUGAAAGUUCGUACGUACGGGUAAAGAGUUACAGUUCUCUACUUUGAUCGGGCUGAGUUCCUACGUAUAGUGAAUAUUUCGAGCCCAGAGCAAUCUCUCCCGACGUGAACCAUGGAUAGGCAGGUGGCCAGCAACCAUGGACUCUACCAAUGAAAGGAGUCGGAGUCGAGAAACUUGACAAUGGGAAGAACUGCCUUUUGUGGUCUGACCGCGUGGGAGCUAUCUUAAGGAUCAAAAAUUCUGGGAGGUUGUGGAGCCCCAAGAUCCCAAUUCCACUACUACUGCAUCGACACAAACUCAGGCUGCUGCCACCCAAGCUCCUCCUACCGCUACAGCGCAGACCACUGCUCCGGCCCCGACGCCAGCGGAGGCAACAACUUCCACAACGCUCCAGCCAAAAUUCGACUCUGACCCCUGGAGAAUGGGACAAGAAGAAUGCUACCUCUUUCUUACCACCAUUACUAGCGAGGUUCCUCAGAAGCCUCUCCCUCUCCAUUCCUGCGUAUCUGUGGCACACGUCAUUUACAAUGUGGCGACCAUCCUGCGUACGCUGUCUUAUUCUUUGUUGCCAUUCAUAUCACCUUGGCAAAUGCGAGCUAUGCCCGGAUAACACUUUGUGACUGGUUUACAUUGCUGUGGUUCGUAAUGCGGGCAUCGCUCUCGCCUUCUCCUCUGGUGUCAAUUUGCCGCUCUGCCGCCCGUGAGACUGUUGUGGUUCAAAAAAAAUUGGGAGGAGU